UUGAACUUUAUCCACCAUAAUAUUAAAUUUAACAUUACUUCCACAAAGCAAGUCAGGUACUAAGCUUACUAAGUUUCUCAAUAUUAAUUUAUAUCAAACCAUUGAAAGUUUCAAAAUAAACUGAAAUCAAAUAUUUAAAUUGUUCAUAUAUCUAUAUCACCUUACUUUAUUCAGAUGUCAAAAAAUAACAGGUGUUAACACUUCAUAAAGGGUUUAUGAUUGUUAUUAAUAAUUAAAUUUAGGGGUCACAAUCACUUCAUACGAUACACAAUUAAAAUAAAUUGUAUAAUAUAGAUAUACAAAAACCGCCCUUUAAAAGCAGAUGUCUUCAUUGUAAACACAAAAAGUAGUGGAAGCGGUGUAUGCAAAAAACAUUCGCAAAAUUUAGCAGCAUACGUUACUACACUACCUGCUACUUUGUGACAUCUUGACGUAAGGAUGGUACCUGCGCCUUUGAAUCAUUUAUAAGCUUGCAAAAAUAGAAGUGUUUUGUUCCUUCACUUAUCUUCAGGUACUCUGUUGUUCUUAUUCCUAACUGUAUUUUUUUCUAUUAUUGGUUUGGUUAUUUUAAUUUUGAUACAGAUUGUUAAAAACAAUAUCUUGGUGGAGGUUAUUUUAGAAGCGGAAGGUAGAGGAAAAGGUACGGUCGUUUAAAAUAAUGUAUUCCCAAAUUUUCACCGUGCAUGUGACUAAUUAAAAUUCCUCGCUUUUUUAUCGCUUUGUGAACUGAUCAGGUGACAACCCUAAAAGCUUCAUCUGCCACUUGAACGAUCGAAAGGUACGACGGCGCGCCGGUAUCAGGAAGGAAUGUACAGUGGGUGACUUGAACAGUUCCUGUCCCAUUCGCUCCCAACCGGCUUUGCCUAAGCUAAAUUUGUACUCCGUCUCAUUCAUACACACCAACAUUUUCAAUACUUACCUGCGUAAAAUGAUAUACAUCUGUUGCGGUAUCAGCCUCUCGCUCACGCUCGUGUUCGUAAAUGCAUUGUUGAUAUACGCGUCUCGCUCGGACGUCUCAUGAACAGGGGGUAGACGGUGUUGGUGCACGUUUGUGUUGGUGUUCGUUUAUUUAGUGAACUUGGAAGCUCGCUUUCGUGUUUGUGCAUAGGGUGUCGGGCAUGAUUGUGUGCGUGAGUUGUAGAGGCGCGACAUAGCUUUGCCGUCUCCAUGACUUAAAAGUUUUGUACGGAAUGAGACCAGCGAGCUAGUUCUGCGCCGGCCGGCACGCUUGAUGCACGCGUGUGGGACGCUCGCGUCCAACUUCUUCGUAAAUCUACGAGUACUAAAACUUGUUUAUUCGAAUAUUAUAUCUGAAUGUUUUCGUAUAGUUUUUAGUUAGUGAAAAUAAACACUACCGUUAAAUAAAGUGAUUCUUUUAUCGUCGUUUAUUGUGUGUUGUUUAUUUUUUCUGUGAAACUGCAACGUGUUUGGUUCAACGGACUACGGAGGAGGGCAAUGAAAUGAAUUGUUGAACUUUAGACAUUGAGUGGUUUAGUGUUGUGAUUGACUAUUAAUAUGUUUGCUGUAAAUUGUCGGACUAUGGAUGUCUUAGCCGUUUUCGUCCGGUGGUCGGUAUUCCUGCUGAUAGCCGUGAGUUUACACGUACACUCGCAGGCAGUGCAACAGACUACAGAAGUGGACAAUUCAUAUAAUUUUUACUACGAACAGCCUUGUUGUUCGGGGACGGUCUCCAAGAGUAAAUACCACGUGCGACACAGGCGAGAUCAUGUUCGAGAAUUCUCAUGUGGCACGCUGUACUACCGAACCUUCUUCGUGGAUUCCAAAAGAGACGCCCUAUACGUGGGAGCAAUGGAUCGACUAUAUCGACUGAAUAUGAAUAACAUCAGCGCAUCCCACUGUGAAAGAGAUUCCAUAAAUUUGGAGCCCAGCAACGUGGCACAAUGCGUAUCAAAAGGAAAAUCAGAGCAUUUCGACUGUCGGAACCACGUCAGAGUAAUUCAGCCGAUGGGGGAUGGUUCCCGUCUCUACGUCUGCGGGACAAACGCCCACAGCCCUAAAGAUUGGGUUUUAUAUUCCAACUUGACACACCUGCCUCGUCACGAGUACGUGCCCGGCAUCGGCAUGGGUGUCGCCAAGUGCCCGUACGACCCAGCCGACAAUUCCACUGCCCUAUGGGUAGAGAAAGGCAACCCUGGCAGCCUCCCCGCUCUAUAUUCUGGCACCAACGCAGAGUUCACCAAAGCAGACACCGUGAUCUUCCGAACUGACCUUCAUAACUUGACUACUGGAAGACGCGAGUUCGCGUUCAAGAGAACACUGAAAUAUGACUCUAAAUGGCUUGACAAACCAAACUUCGUGGGAUCGUUUGACGUUGGCGACUACGUGCUAUUUUUCUUCCGUGAGACUGCUGUGGAAUAUAUCAACUGCGGCAAAGCAGUCUACUCGCGAGUGGCGAGGGUUUGCAAGAGAGACACUGGCGGCAAGAACAUACUCAGCCAGAACUGGGCCACUUAUCUGAAAGCGAGACUCAACUGCAGCAUACCGGGAGAGUUCCCCUUCUAUUUCAACGAAAUACAGAGCAUUUACAAAGUACCUGGUGACGACAGCCGGUUCUACGGUGUCUUCACGACUGCCUCAACUGGUCUGAUGGGAUCGGCCAUCUGUACCUUCACCAUUGGAGACAUCCAGAAAGCCUUCGAAGGGAAGUUCAAGGAACAGGCGUCGUCCAGCUCAGCGUGGCUGCCCGUCAUCAGCAGUAAAGUACCAGAACCCAGGCCUGGGACUUGCGUCAAUGAUACCUCGUCUCUACCUGAUACAGUUCUUAACUUCAUAAGGUCACACCCGUUAAUGGACAGCGCAGUGUCACAUGAGAACGAGAAGCCGAUAUAUUACAAGCGGGACCUGUUCUUCACAAGACUCGUGGUGGAUAAGGUGAAGGUCGACAUGAUGGGGCACCAGCUCGAGUACACCGUGUACUAUUCUGGGACAAAUGAAGGAAAAAUACACAAGAUAGUGCAAUGGAAUCGUAACGGUGACAGCCAAUCAGCGUUGCUAGAUAUAUUUGACGUCACACCUGGUGAACCGAUACAGGCAAUGGCAAUAUCCAGAAUGCACGGUUCUCUAUACGCUGCAUCUGACAGGCGAGUCCUACAGCUCAGAUUAGCGUUAUGCGCUCGGCGCUACGACGCAUGCGUGAGGUGCGCACGCGACCCCUACUGCGGCUGGGACAGAGACGCCGGCGUCUGCAGGGAAUACAUGCCCGGGUUAAUACAAGAUGUUGCCAAUGAGACUGCAGAUAUUUGCGACUCGUCGAUAGCUCGUAAAAGUGUUUCUGCGACGUGGGGACAGAGCUUACAUUUAGGCAGUUUCGUGAAAAUGCCCGAAGUGCUGCAGCCGAGAGCCGUCACGUGGUAUCACUACUCAAGAGAAAAGGGACGACAUCCUAUCACUUUCAAUAAACCGGAGAAGUAUAUUGAGACGUCGGAACACGGUUUGCUGAUUAUUUCUGUGAAUGAGGCCGAUGCCGGACGAUAUGAUUGUUGGUUGGGCGGCUCCUUGCUUUGCUCAUACAACAUCACCGUUGAUACUCACAGAUGCUCACCUCCAGAGAAAAGUAAUGAGUACCAGAAAAUAUACUCUAAUUGGUGUCAUGAAUUCGAAAAAUACAAGACGGCUAUGAAAACUUGGGAACGAAAACAAGAGCAGUGCGCAAGACAAAAUGACUCGAAUCAGAACACACAUCCAAACGAAAUCGUGUGAUAGCUUCUGAACAUCGCCUAUCUCAUGUUUCAAUCUGUUAACUAUUACGCUGGAGCUAUACCGAUACCUUACGUCUCGGCCGGCUUAAAAUACUUCAAUAUAUUCUCGUGAGGAAAUAUCAUCUGCUCCAUGACAGAUCUCAUAGUGACUCCAUAGUUGUGUACGUCGAGCUCAAGACUAGUGAAUACAACAGAAUGUGACUCCCUCUAGCUUUUGUAAAGACGUAUUGAAAGUGUAGUGAACUAUAGUAUUGCAACAGUGCAUCGUUCCAAACUCUCGGCGGGAACAUGAGUAGGUGAUUGUUGGACACUCAAAAUUUUUUACGAACUCUUUUAUUAUUAAAAAUUAAACGGAACGAUAUAAAGAGCGUUGUGCGUUGCUUUGUUGGUAAAUGGAAUGUAUUAUAUUAAUUAGUAAUUGAAAUUAUAAGUACGCUUUGUUCGUUGGCUAAGUGAUAGAACAAUUGUUAGAUUUAUGGGAUGGUAUUAAUUGGGAUGUUUCUAAAAGAUUGUUUGACUUUAUAACAUUUUAUUUCGUCCUUUUUUGCAUUUGUAUUUCUAAUCCUGUAUUUUCAUUUACUUUUUAUAUAAAUUUAAUGUUUCUUGAUCUUGAAUUUAAUUUCAUCAUAGGAUCAAGACUCAUUAUUUGUAAACUAACGAUUCGAAUACAAAGAUACGUAGUGCCGUGUGUUGCCACACCGCAGUCGUAAUUUGAAAUCUCCGAGGGUUGUGGGAGGGUUCGCCUCAUUAUUUUUCCCCUAUUUGUGUAAAUAGUUACCUAAUUUCAUUCGACUGUAUCUAUUAUAAGUGUACCUAUAGUAUGCACGUCCCUAAUGGUAAUGAGUAUAAUUUAAGCCUGUGAUAUAUAAGAAACUCGUUUAGGAAAUAUAUUUUUAAGUAUUGAUCGUGGACUUAUUAAGACUAAAAUUAUCACUCAUUAAAAUAGCUGCAAUGUUUCUUUGUCACCAAUAGUACCUAUAACUAUGUAUGGAAUAAUUUUAUUUAGGUUCUACCUGUGAACGAUAGUACCUUCUAUAAAACAUAAUUGCACAACCUGAAUGUUUUAUUUAUUGUCACAGCUAUGAAAUAGAGAACUGAACUUUUUAACCGAUAUAAAAACUCUCAUAAAACUAUCAUCCCACCUGCUAUAACUGCAAUAAUUUAAAUACGACUUGACUGAUAUUUUUCUGUGAAAUUGUGAAAGUUAUGAACUGAAUAACAGACUCCAUUUACAUAAUUUCCAUGAAAGUUUUAUGAGGGUUUAGAAUAAUAUUACCACUUAUAAGUAAAUAUAGAUUGUACACAAAGUAGCAAAGUUAAGUCAUUCUUAGGAGAAUAUCUAAUAUUUUUGUACAGAAGUCUUGUACUUUUCAUUUUCAAGUCGAUAUCCAGUAUCAUCUAGUACUUACUCAACUUAUUCGAUUCCAUAUCAUAAAAUUGUACCUAAGAGCUUGUACAUAUAAUCAUUGUCACACAUAUUUACAUUCACAGCGGUCAAAUAUAAAAUGUAUCAAAAUUAUAAUGAGUAUUCUAUAUAUUUUUUCUAAACAUUUUUUCGAAUAAUGCCAUUAAACAUCCGCUGCCAGAUUUUAGUAUUGAUUGUAAACGAUUUGUUUUAAAAAAAGAUCAAAAUUAUUUACUAAAAAUAUUAGCAUUCCGUCAAAUAGAACAAAAGUAUGAAUAAAGACUAGAUUUUUUUAGAAGAACUCCAUUAUUCAUGUACUGUAGAUUAUAAUAUUUAUUUAAAAUGUGUUCAUCCUCACUUAACAUAUUAUAUUGUACUUAAGGGUAUUAAUUUAUUCAAUUGCUCAUUAAAGUACCUACUUAGUGUCUAAAGCUAAAUUGCAUUUCGUUGUAUGUAGGAAAAGUGAUAAAAAACAAUGUGACCGUUAUUUACAAUGAGCCCUUCGCUAUAACUGCUAUAGUAGUGAUAAAGUAUAGUCUAAUAGGUGCUUAAAUAAGCUUUCGUUUUGCAAAUAUAUAAAAUAUUUUUCAGACUUCUUUCAUAUCAUAAUGUAAAUACAUAAAUCGAAAUAGAUAUUAUAAAUUCGUAAGAAAUAUCUGAGCUUCGUCGUUUAUUGUAUUAGUUAAGUCGCAGUACUUAUGUAUUUUAGUGAAUAAACUAAGGAUUUCCCUCUACUUGGGAAUAUCUUGCGCAAUAAUUAUAAACUAAUUACUAUUAUCUAUACUAAUGUAAUAGCUCUGUAAAUUUCACAUGUUACUAUACUAAGUUAAAAAAUUCAAAUGUAGCGUAAGAUUUUAUAUAAUAAAUCUAUGAAAUGUA
This is a messenger RNA of Trichoplusia ni (cabbage looper), 6003 nucleotides long. It is a transcript of the gene Sema2a, whose product is annotated as semaphorin-2A. Gene Ontology annotation, biological process: semaphorin-plexin signaling pathway; positive regulation of cell migration; neural crest cell migration. The record is from RefSeq and is a predicted model, not a curated record. NCBI's taxonomy places the organism in Eukaryota, Metazoa, Arthropoda, Insecta, Lepidoptera, Noctuidae. Bases 1516 to 3720 code for a protein of 734 amino acids. The transcript has 16 exons. Gene Ontology annotation, molecular function: chemorepellent activity; semaphorin receptor binding.